Molecule: messenger RNA, 324 nt
Organism: Colletotrichum godetiae
Lineage: Eukaryota; Fungi; Ascomycota; Sordariomycetes; Glomerellales; Glomerellaceae
Exons: 1
Coding region: 1-324 (107 amino acids)
Source: RefSeq, a predicted model, not a curated record
AUGGGAUGCGAAAUCAGCGAUGACUACACCCAGGGGCACACAGGUACCGCUACAUGCGCGGGUUCACUCGAGGAGUCGAGUCCUGAGUUUUUAGGUGCUGCUGUUCACACUCGCAGGCAGUUCUGGCCACAAGGGAGGUGGAGAGCCGCUGAAGAGCACCCGCCGCGGGGCUCCAAAUCACACGCAGCCCACGCCAGGAUGAGCGCGCUAGCCCCCCACUCUCCCUCUCACCCGUCGGAGCAAGAGGGACAAGUGAGGCGGGAGGUGCAUGCGGCCAAUGAGGCCUCUUCGCUUACUGUGGCGGUCGAGCUGUGCCUUACCUAA